GGUUUCCAGAACCGCCUGGCCGAGGGGCAGGAGCGUGUGGCUUCUGAGCCUGAAGCCUCGGCCUCCGCCUCCCGCGGCGUCCUCGCAUCCGUCGGCAUGAAUCCCGUGGUCGUGGUCCACGGUGGCGGGGCCAGCAAUAUCUCCAAGGACCGGAAAGAGCGGGUGCGCCAGGGCAUCGUCAGAGCCGCCACCGUUGGUUACAACAUCCUCAAGGGGGGAGGGAGCGCAGUUGACGCCGUGGAAGGAGCCGUGACCGUCCUGGAAGAUGACCCGGAGUUCAACGCGGGUUGUGGAUCUGUCUUGAACGCAAAUGGUGAAGUUGAAAUGGAUGCUAGCAUCAUGAAUGGAAAAGACCUGUCUGCAGGAGCCGUGUCUGCAGUCCGCUGUAUAGCAAAUCCCAUUAAACUUGCGCGGCUUGUUAUGGAAAAGACACCUCAUUGCUUUCUGACUGACCAAGGUGCAGCAAAAUUUGCAGCAGCCAUGGGGAUUCCAGAGGUUCCUGGAAAGCAGCUGGUAACAGAGAGAAACAUAAAACGCCUAGAAAAGGAGAAGCAUGAGAAAGAUGCUCAGAAAUUAGACUGUCAAAAAAACUUGGGAACUGUGGGUGCUGUGGCCUUGGACUGCAAAGGAGACGUGGCUUAUGCAACCUCUACAGGGGGCAUCGUUAAUAAAAUGGUCGGCCGAGUGGGGGACACACCGUGUAUAGGAUCUGGAGGUUAUGCUGACAAUGACAUUGGAGCCAUUUCAACGACGGGGCAUGGGGAAAGCAUCAUGAAGACGAAUCUGGCCAGACUUGCUCUCUUCCACGUAGAACAAGGAAAGACAUUAGAAGAGGCUGCUGAUACUUCCUUGGGUUACAUGAAGUCAAGGCUCAAAGGUUUAGGGGGCGUCAUCUUGGUCAACAAAGCAGGAGACUGGGCAGUAAAGUGGACUUCUGCAUCCAUGCCCUGGGCGGCCGUCAAGGAUGGCAAGCUGCACUCCGGAAUUGAUCUUGACGACACCUGUAUCACUGACCUGCCCUAAGCCCCUGGAAGAUUGUAUUCUAGAUGCUAGCUUGGAGGUUAGGAAGAAGAAACAACCUGAUCCUAACACGACAGGAAUGGCCUCAGUGCGGGGAGCCUUUGGAAGUGGGAGACCCACAGCAGCGACAGAAGCUGCAGCCUGAAAGGCGUGGGGGAUCCGGAGGAGACCGACUGCCCGGGCUCUCUUGGUUGAGACUUUCCCCCAGGACCAGGGAAGGGGCAAGAAGGAAGGGAAGGGCCUGGUGGAGGUCUGUACAAGUGAGACAGGAGCAGCCCCAGAGCUAAUAGAGAAGUCCAGGUGAACCGCAGUGUGUCACAGAGUUCAUUUAGAGUCAGACAUCAGGUGAAAGAAUCUGUGAGAGGGUAAACUGACUUUUCUAAGGAAGUUCGGAUCUUCUCUGACUUACUAACAUGGACAUGUUUACAGACACUUUAAAAGCACCCUCUGGUAACCCGUAGCUCCCUAGUCUGGAGAUGAGGGGUCACAAUGGAGACUCUGUGGUGCCUCUUCAAGUCUGAGGGUUUUCCUGGGCUCACACAUGAGUCUACUGUCUUCCCACCAGCCAGGACAGCUGACCAGAGCCUCCACCUGCCACAGGCCCUCUGGGUCCUCAUAGUGAGCAACGGGGCUCACAACUUCUCCUCUCCUACGACACGGCAGGGCUGAUCCAUGUAGAGAUGACACCAUGACUCUACGCGUUCUCAUACUGUCCAGUGCUAUGGGAUUCCUUCCCCCGCCCCACCCCAGCUGAAUCAGGUGUUUGUACAAUGUGGUGAGCAUGGUGAAGAAAGUAAUUUCCUUGGUGGAGAGUAUUCCUGUUAAUCUCUCUUUACAUGGGAAAUGGUAUUUCUGCUGUGACAUAUCUGCUCAGUCUUUUAGUCUGUCAGGGCUUAUUUUCUCUCUGGAAAGAAAUUGCUUAACUUUAAAUUCCAUGUGCCACUAAUAAAAUGUAUUUUGAAAGAAUAACAGUGUGGUUAGGAGUCACUGUUGACAAAGACCAGAAUGUACACAAGCUCCCUUUGGUCUGUCAAUUAAGACAGGUGCACUAGUUAAAGUGACCUUCCGAGGUAUGGGUGGGGUGUGGAUAUGAUAAUAUAUCCUGUCUCGUAGAGUACAUUGGAGAGUUUUUUAGAAGAAUUGAGCUUUUUCUGGAUGGGUUAAGGAAGAAACCAAACCACCAUUUGCAAGUAUCAGCAGGGUUUAUGGAUCAGUCUUUCUGUAAUUUGCCAUUGUUCACGCCAAGACAGUCGCACAAUUCUAGCUCCUGUCCCAUGACCCUCCCUGGGCCACGUCAGCUGCUCUGAACUACAGAGAAAGAGGUGGCACUUGAGGGCAGAAGUGAGUUUGAAUCCUGCUUCUCCCUACUACCUGGAUGACCCUGGGCAAGUUAACUUCUAAGAAUUUUUUCAUCUAUAAAAUAGAUUACUAUGAAGAUUAAAUGAAAUUGAAGGAAAAUUGCUCAGUAUUUACCUUAGGGAUCCUGUGGACAAAUGUAGAAACUGUGGCCAGGCCCAGCAGGGAGUCUGUGUGUUUGUCCUUGAAAACCUCAAUAUGCAACAACUGCCCUUUAGAAAUCAGUGUUUUGUUAGGAGAUAUAUUAGUUUGCUAGGGCUGCCAACAACAAAAUACCACAGACAGUGGCUUAAACAAGAAGAAGUUAUUUUCUCUCAGUUCUGGAGGAUGGAAGUCCAAGAUUGGGGUGUGUCAGCAGGUCUGGUUUCUCCUGAGGCCUCUCUCCUUGGCUUGCAGAUGGCUGCCUCCUCACCGUGUCCUCACAUGGUCUUUUCUUUAUACACAUCUGUGGCCAAAUUUUCUCCUAAAGAUGUCAGUCGGGUGGGAUUAGGGCCCACCCUAACAGCCUCGUUUUAAAUUAACCACCUCUUCAAAGGCUCUGUCUCCAACUACAGUCACAUUCUGAGGUGCUGGAGGUUAGGGCUUCAACAUAUGAAUAUUGAGGCGACACAGUUUAGCCCAUAAGAGGAGCCAAAGCAGAAACACAUCAGGGGUUGGAGAAGUAGGGAUAACUAAGUAGAUAAGGGAAAAGGGGGGCCAGGAUAGGGAGGCCAGGUGAAAGGUGUGAUUUUGCGCUGAUGAGUUCCGCCAUUCACAAGGGAAGUGACUCCAGUUAUCACGGACUGCUGGAGUCUCAGUGUGGGCGCCUGACCUUUUGGGCCCAGCGGCCCCAGCCCCGUCCAGUAAGGAAACAUCAGCCCCCUGUGCAAGCCAAGGUGUGUAUUCCUGCCCUCGGACCUUGAUUCUGUGAAAAGUCACCUCCACUGGCCUGGGAAUUCCAUAAGCAGAGACCAUGUAUGGUUCUGUCUUUUGCCCACACAUUGCCCUGUGACCUGCUCUGUAACUGUUUGUCAGACAAAUAAAUGAGCAAGAUAUUAUCUGAAAGAGAGUGGCAAUCUUUUUAUCACUUCUAUACCACAAGAGGGCAGCAAACUAUAAAAUA
Diceros bicornis minor is the source of this 3478-nucleotide messenger RNA. It is a transcript of the gene ASRGL1, whose product is annotated as asparaginase and isoaspartyl peptidase 1. The transcript is spliced from 8 exons. NCBI's taxonomy places the organism in Eukaryota, Metazoa, Chordata, Mammalia, Perissodactyla, Rhinocerotidae. The record is from RefSeq and is a predicted model, not a curated record. Gene Ontology annotation, molecular function: asparaginase activity. The coding region runs from base 97 to 1023 and encodes 308 amino acids.